AUGAGCUUCGUCGCCGACCUGCUCAUCCUCGGCACAGCCUGGGCCCACGUCGUCGUCGCCCCGUACACCAAGGUCGAGGAGAGCUUCAACCUGCACGCGACCCACGACGUCCUCAUGUAUGGCGUCAGCCCAGACGCUCUCGAUCGUUAUGACCACUUCACCUUCCCCGGCGCCGUACCCCGCACAUUCAUCGGCAGCCUUCUUCUUGGGUGGGCCACCAAGCUCGCCCUCCUCCUUGCCGCCCGCACCGAGCUCGUACCAGUCACCAGCAAGCUAGACGUGCAGAUUGCCGCCCGACUCGUCCUCGCGACCGCCAAUGCCCUCGGCCUCAUCCUCGUCCGCCACGCCGUCUCCCGCCGCUUCGGCCGCCCGACCAGCCUCUUCUUCGCCCUCCUCACAUGCUCCCAGUUCCACCUCCCCUUCUGGAUGGGCCGCACCCUCCCGAACAUGUUCGCUCUCCUCCCUGUGAACGUCGCGUAUUACUUGCUCUGGAAUAGAGCGAGCAACGCUACGCGCCCCUCGCCGACUAGCACGAGCACCGCCCUCGGUCUGCUCGUGUUCACAGCCGUCGUCUUCCGCGGCGAAGUCGCGCUGCUCCUCGCGCCCAUGGCGCUGUACACUCUCCUCGCGGGGUACAUCGGCCUGCUCGACCUCAUCGGCGUCGGCAUCACAUGGGGCUUCCUCUCCGUCGCGUUGACGACCCUCGUCGACUCCUACUUCUGGGACGAGUGGCCGCUCUGGCCCGAGCUCUACGGGAUCUACUUCAACGUCUUCCAGGGCAAAAGCGCCGACUGGGGUACCUCCCCGCCGCUAACCUACUUCACCGCGCACCUCCCCAAACUCCUCCUCGGCGCACUCCCCCUCUCUGCGCUCGGCGCCCUCGCCGACGCCCGCGCACGCUCCGUACUCUUCCCCUGCCUCGCGUACGUCGCCCUCCUCAGCGCGCUCGGCCACAAGGAGUGGCGCUUCAUCACGUACGUCGUGCCCCUCUUCAACGUCGCUGCGGCGCGGGGCGCGUGGUGGCUGGCAUCAAGAAGGAAGAGCAACAUCCUCGGCCGCUUCGCGUUCGCGCUCGCGCUCGGCACUCUCGCUGCCAACACCCUGAUCACGGCCGCGUCGACGCGUGCGUCGAUGGUCAAUUAUCCCGGGGGCGUAGCGCUCGCGCGGUUUAACGAGAUGUACGCUGGGCAGGAACACGUCCACAUACACAUCUGCAACCUCGCCGCACAGACGGGCGCGUCGAUGUUCCUGCACGAACACGCGCCGCCCUAUCUCCCCUCCUCUUCCUCAUCGCCCUCCGACCUCUCCCUCUCCCUCUCCUCCUUCUUCUUCAACGAGCCCAACGACAACACCCCGAAAGAAGGCUGGACAUACAACAAGACCGAAUCGCUCACCCCCGCCCUCCUCGCCUCCCCCUCCCCCUCCUCUUCAGCGGUAACGCACUUCACACACCUCAUCGUCGAAGACACACCCGCGCCCUUCGUCGCGACGGGGCAGUGGCGCGUCGUCGAGGCCGUCGAGGGGUUCGCGCGGUGGACGCUCGAUCUGCCCGCGUCCAUCGGCGAUGUACGAGGUGGAGGCGGUAUCGAUGGCAUGCGGAAGGGGAUUCGGGGGAUAAGUCCGAGGGAGGUAGUCCGGGAGCUCGCGGGGUGGUCGCCUAAUAGGUGGAUGGGUGUGGUAAGGAUGGAGAGGGCGGAGAGACUGUGGAUUUUGGAGAGAACGUGA
Coniophora puteana RWD-64-598 SS2 is the source of this 1725-nucleotide messenger RNA. Its product is annotated as glycosyltransferase family 22 protein. Bases 1 to 1725 code for a protein of 574 amino acids. Gene Ontology annotation, biological process: protein N-linked glycosylation. Gene Ontology annotation, cellular component: endoplasmic reticulum membrane. The record is from RefSeq and is a predicted model, not a curated record. Lineage: Eukaryota; Fungi; Basidiomycota; Agaricomycetes; Boletales; Coniophoraceae. Gene Ontology annotation, molecular function: alpha-1,6-mannosyltransferase activity. The transcript has 8 exons.